Magallana angulata is the source of this 1340-nucleotide messenger RNA. RefSeq names its product GDP-mannose 4,6 dehydratase-like. The transcript is spliced from 12 exons. The record is from RefSeq and is a predicted model, not a curated record. Gene Ontology annotation, molecular function: GDP-mannose 4,6-dehydratase activity. Lineage: Eukaryota; Metazoa; Mollusca; Bivalvia; Ostreida; Ostreidae. Bases 56 to 1126 code for a protein of 356 amino acids. Gene Ontology annotation, biological process: GDP-mannose metabolic process.
CCGUUUUUAUCACGUGACUACGGGAUUUUCUUAAACCACGUUGACAUUAACGAAGAUGGCGUCCAAACCAAGUCAGAAGAUAGCUCUUAUUACCGGCAUCACAGGACAGGAUGGUUCGUAUCUGGCAGAGUUUUUACUGGCCAAAGGAUACCAGGUUCAUGGAAUCAUUAGGAGGUCCAGUUCCUUCAACACCUCCAGAAUAGAGCAUCUGUAUGCUGACCCCAAGUCACACACUGAAGGAUCCAUGCACCUUCACUAUGGAGACCUGACAGACAGUACCUGCUUGGUCAAGAUUAUCAGUCAAAUUCGUCCCCAUGAAAUCUACAACCUAGGAGCCCAGAGCCAUGUCAAAGUCUCCUUUGAGUUGGCUGAAUACACUGCCAAUGUUGAUGCCGUUGGAACACUGCGUUUGUUAGAUGCAAUUAGAACAUGUCAGCUUGCCGACCAAGUCAAAUUUUACCAAGCAUCCACCAGCGAAAUGUUCGGAAAAGUUCAGGAAAUCCCCCAGAAAGAAACCACUCCUUUCUACCCCAGAUCUCCUUAUGGUGUGGCCAAGCUGUACGCCUACUGGAUAGUAAUCAACUACCGAGAAGCCUACGGCAUGUACGCCUGUAACGGAAUCCUGUUUAACCACGAGAGUCCAAGGAGAGGUGAGACAUUUGUGACGAGGAAGAUCACACGAGCCGUGGCUAAAAUAACUCUUGGUCAACAAGAGAACGUACAGCUCGGAAACCUGGACGCAAAGAGAGACUGGGGCCACGCCAAGGACUAUGUAGAGGCAAUGUGGCUGAUGCUUCAACAAGAAAAACCUGAGGAUUUCGUGAUCUCUAUGGGAGAAUGCCACAGUGUCCGAGAAUUUGUGGAGAAAGCCUUCAAAGUUGUCAACGUGGAUAUUGUGUGGGAAGGAGAAGGCGUGAAUGAGGUAGGAAAGGACAAGAAUACCGGGGAGGUUCGAGUCAAGGUCAACCCCAAGUUCUACCGCCCCACAGAAGUGGAAUUUCUGCUGGGAGAUUGUACGAAAGCAAAGACAGACCUGAAGUGGCAGCCCAAUUACUCCUUUGAUGCAUUGGUCAAAGAAAUGGUUGAAAGUGAUGUAUCAUUAAUGAAAACUAAUCCACUGGCAUAAUACAUAUAAGGUUCAUUUUCAUUCACAUUCAGCCGUUGUGUGAACAAUCUUGUGGGAUCAAACUUAGACCUUCUUAUGUGAACAUUUUAUCAUAUUUAAGUUCAUUGGGUGUUUUUAUUAAUUAAGUAUUUUGUUUCAAUCAUUAGGAUUAAUUUCAAUUAGAAAGAUAGCUUUUAUUUUGUAUCCAGAUUUUUUUUUUAUUAUUUUAUUACAU